AUGUUUGACAGGCAGAUGGAGGUGGAUAAUUCAACAAUUGUUGAAACAGUGGCACCCACCUAUCUGAUAAGUGAUUAUAUAGAAAUUGCAUAUUUGGGACUUGUUCUGCUAUUUGGAGUUCCAGCAAACGCCGUCAUACUUCAAAAGUUGAUUAAAGAGAUGAAGAUGUCAAAUCGGGAUAUGGUUAAGAGUGGUUUCGUUAUGCUGAAGAUAAAUUUGAACAUAACAGAUCUUCUGAUCUUGACCUACUCCCUCGGUAAACUCAUCUGGCUUAUCACUUAUAAGUGGAUCGGUGGAGAUUACGCGUGCAGAUUUUAUCAGAUGUUCUCCAUGUUCUCAUUAUAUAGCUCUUCAAAUAUCGUAAUGUGCAUCGCACUUGAUAGGUUACGGAAUGUGAUCUAUGCAAACCAAAUUCACACAAAAACUGAUAAGAUAAGUACAGUAUCAAUUUUGGCGUACAGUUCUUGGCUUGCUGCACUAGUCUGUAGUUUACCACAAUUCUUCCUUUUCCAAACAAUCGAGGUGUAUCCAAAUUUUGUUCAAUGCUCAGACAUUUGGCAAAUUCGGAGACAUAGUCAAGAUGAUAUUGCAUUUUUUGGGAAAGACUCGUUUGUACUAACUCAGACAUUCGAGAACUCUUACAACAUUGCUCAUUUGCUUCUUGUAUUCUGGGGCCCACUGAUUGUUCUAAUCGUAACGUAUGCGGUGAUAGCAACCAAGCUCACGAAGUACUCGUUAAAAGCACCUGGAACCCAGAGCAUGAGAAGACCUAUGCCAACUGCAGCCGAUGAUUUACCGAAAGAAGUUGUUGUCCACGUUAACGUCGAAGACGGUCUACUCAAAAAAGAGGGCAGUAUAAAAAAGGUGGUAAGAUGCUGUGCUGAGGAGCUCAUUACAAAGCAACAUCGAAAGAAGUCGAAUCGUAGAAUGAGAGCCAAAGAAUCAACAACGACAACAUCAUCAACAUCUACACGAAUGCCAACGUGGCGGAAACAAAUGCGCAGUCGUGUGUUUCGAACCACAAUGCUUGUCAUUCUGACCCACUUCCUCUUUUGGUUCCCUUACAAUGCACUCGGCUUAAUGAAAUACAUCAACCAAUCUAUGUUUGAAGUUCUUAGCGCAAAUGCCAAUAUUUUCAAAGACUUGCAAAUUCUCAUCACACUCAUCAAUCCGUUCCUAUACGGUUUCUCAACUGGAAACUAGCAAGAAACCGUCGAGGUGUACAACACAUUUAACCAGCUAUCACUACCAAGUUUUUACACUUAUUUGGUUUUAAUAAUUAUGACUUAUUGAUUUGAAUUUUUUGAAAAUAAACCUUGAAACGUUUU
Messenger RNA from Caenorhabditis elegans, 1328 nucleotides. It is a transcript of the gene gnrr-6, whose product is annotated as G-protein coupled receptors family 1 profile domain-containing protein. Gene Ontology annotation, molecular function: G protein-coupled receptor activity. Gene Ontology annotation, cellular component: membrane; plasma membrane. The transcript has 9 exons. NCBI's taxonomy places the organism in Eukaryota, Metazoa, Nematoda, Chromadorea, Rhabditida, Rhabditidae. The record is from RefSeq and is marked reviewed. Gene Ontology annotation, biological process: G protein-coupled receptor signaling pathway; signal transduction. Bases 1 to 1203 code for a protein of 400 amino acids.